CCCUGUGGAGUGUUAGAUACUGGGAGGAGGCUGGACUCAGUCAAACAUUAGUGAACAGUCUGCUGCAGUGUAAAUUGUAGUAGUGAAGAGUUUCUGGCACCAUGGCUGUAAGGCUUUGUGAAUUCCUCCUGCUUGCAGUUCUUCUCAGUGGAGUUCAUGCAUCAAGGCCAGCUGUAAACCAGGAGUUAUCCAACCUUUUCAAUGAGCUCUGGAGGCUGGAUGUGAACCGCAUGAAGCCUGGGAUAGACUACACUAUCUCUGUUCAGGGUAGAGCAGGGUUUGUGAACCAGGGCAGCCAUGUUGUCCUGGAUCGCGCCUCACUGCCUCUAUUCUCCAACGUUAAUGAGAGCAAACUGAGGAACAUAACCACUUUCUCUCUCUUCAUGAAACUCCUGGACAACUAUGAGCGGUCGACAGGCAUCACAGAGCGAGUCACUCCAGAGGAGCUGACAGAGAUAAAUCUGUUCUUGGAUGCUGUUUUAGAGACACAAGUCAUGAAGCGGGCUCAUCAGUACCUGGUGAGCAAAGGAAAGUCCAGCUCCGACUCGAGGCAGUUUAAGAAUCAGCUUAACUUGAUCUGGUUCCAUCUCUACCACCGGCAGAGAAACACAGGCCCUGACUCUUGUGGAUUUGAACACAUCUUUGUUGGAGAAACCAAAUCUGGAACAGAAGUAAUCGGCUUUCACAACUGGGUCCAGUUCUUCCUGCAGGAGAAAAACAGUCAUUUGGACUACAAAGGCUACAAGGCCAGAGACCAGGACUUGCCUGAUCAGGACGACCACGUCCUGAACCUCCAGUUCAGCUGGCACGGUGUGGUGAAGCCCGUCGGCAGCGCCUUCAUCGGCACCAGCCCCGAGUUUGAGAUGGCCAUUUUCACCAUCAUCUUCCUCAUGAACACAGAGCGAAGCACCACGGUGCUGGUCAACAUCGACCAGUGUCAGAUGGAGCUGGUGGUCAUCAGGCAGGGCCGCUGUCUGGGGACGGCGUACCCCAAACUGCUCAGCAGCAACAGCAGACACGUCAGCCAGCACUCGCACUGACUCCAGCUGCAGCUCAAGUGGUCUUUGCCUAAAGACAGGUGGUGAAAUCUACGUCCAGCAGGAGAAUCAUAGUCUGUUCUGAUUCUAAAAUGUAUCUAAGGCUUUUAAUGAAACAGUUCUGAUGGUGUUACUGGCGGAACGGGAUUUAUUUGAAAAAGUGUAACAUGUUAAGCUAUAAGAACCUUAUAUUAAUCAUCGCCAUGAAUAAAAGUAAUCAUCAGUGUUGUAGUGAUCCAAAAAUAUUAUUUCAUAUAAAAAGAAGCGUAUUAACUGUACAAAAUUAUCUUCUAAAGAGUGUUAAAUCAUUAAUGUCUUUGUAUUUAAGGACAUUUGAUUACCCUGUUGAAGUUUUCUGGUUGAAGCAAUCAGAUUUUAUUAUUUGAAAUGUUCUGUUCUGCCUUCCUAACAAGGUUCCCAUGACGUUUGGAAGAGAAGCCGGCCCACAGAGUCAUAGGUCAUCUACCGUACUGUAGCAUCCUGUAGCAUGAUUUAAAAAAUAAAUAAAUAAAUAAAUGUAUCCCUUUCUGUACAACAAUCAAAGGUCACCCUUACACUGCUGAAGUUCUCAGAUGCUCAUUAAACAAGGUGAUUUAUUUUACACCUCAUCAUUCUCUUCACUGAAUGUGAUAAAAAAAAAAAAACUUAUAUUUUAAACUGAUCACAUGUUCAACUUUUCAUUUCUAACUUUUAAAAUUCAAGUCACAUCUGCCUUACUUGGAGGACAUGUUGUCUUGUCUUUCCCAUUUUGAAGAGGAUUAGAGGAAAUCUUUCUUAGCCCAGAGAAGCAGGAAUAAACUUUAGAACUAAAACCUAAACAUAUUUGCUUCCUUUCAUUUAUCUUGUAGUAAUUGUUUUAUGUGAAAUAAUUGUGAUCUUUUGAUUUUGUUUUUUUCCACAUUAGAAAACAUUUAUUUCUAAAAUGUGGAUUUGUUUCACAGUAAGUAAAUAUGGGGUUCCAUUUGUGUCAAAAAUAAGUAGAAGUCACAGGUGAGUGUACAUGUGGAAGGUGCUAUGAACUUAUUUCUAGAUUAAAUGUAUUAAUACUUAACAAUCUGCUUCACAGUCCUAUCAUUCAAGUGGCAUUAGGCUAAAAAUAAAAGAAGUGCCUGUGAUGUCAUAUUCAUUCCGCUCUUCCUUUUUCUUUCCUGAAAAGAAACUUUCAGUAGUGAAAGUAAAAAUGUUCUUGUUGUUUCUUCAAUCUUUAUGUUUUAUUGGGUCUACAAUAAACAGAAAGUCUAAACUCUU
This is a messenger RNA of Xiphophorus maculatus (southern platyfish), 2285 nucleotides long. It is a transcript of the gene endouc, whose product is annotated as poly(U)-specific endoribonuclease-C-like. The transcript has 8 exons. Bases 102 to 1040 code for a protein of 312 amino acids. The record is from RefSeq and is a predicted model, not a curated record. Lineage: Eukaryota; Metazoa; Chordata; Actinopteri; Cyprinodontiformes; Poeciliidae. Gene Ontology annotation, molecular function: RNA endonuclease activity.